AUGAGCACCGACGAGACCAGCAAGGGCGAGGGCGAGGGCGAGACACAGUCACAGCGUCUCCACCGGCUGCUAGAUGCAUUUCUGAGCAAGCCAGACCAAGAUGAGAGGGUCAUCCAUGCCGUUAAGAGCUCGCUCAAGAUGGACCUCCCGUUUGAAAAGCCUAGAAACUUGUUGCCCCUGGAUGAGGCAGAAAUUCGGCGCCAUCAUGCCAUCAAGAUUGAGUCGCACAUACGCACCUACGACCCAAAUUUCCAAAUCAAUGCCGUCCAGCUCGCUAUAAUAUUGCUCGUCCCUCUUUCAGUUCUGAAACGCCAUGGCUACCUUUCGCAUCAAACUGUAACAGCAAUCGGACUAUAUGAUCGUCUGGAAAGCAUACCAUCGCUAACAAAGCACUUUCUACAAAAGAAAUGGACCAACGACGAAUACACUCGCCUGUCCAAAGCGCGCCAAUUGAAUACAACAAGCAGCAAGAAGUCAAGCAACAAGAAGUCAAGCAGCAAGAGGCCAAGGCCAUCUGCAUCCUCGCGUUUGGAGGACGACGACGGAGAGUAUCUACCGAACGACCAAAGCAGGAACAAAACCGAGAAAAAGCUUUGCCUUGAAAGAGACGGGGAUGCCUGUGUGGUGAUGGGGACUAGCAACCCUGAAGCAUGCCAUAUUGUUCCCUUCGCCUGGAACAAAAGCCACACAGCUUUGCGCAAGACGUCAAUGGUCUACGAUUACGGCAGAGCUUUCUUUGAUGGAGAGUGGCUUGUAACUCAUGAGAAACAUCUGGCGAACCCCAACAAUCCAGGCUCCUCAGAUAAGGCCUGGAAUAUGAUUUGCCUCAACCACCAACUCCAUGCUUGGUGGAGUAGUGCUCGACUUGGCUUCAAGUGCCUUGGCAUCACGCCUAGCACCAAGGAUCAGUCGAAAUCUACCGUCAAUCUGCAGUUCUAUUGGAUGCCACGACAAGACUUGAAACCGACCGCCAAGAUGACCCUCGAAGGGGACCACAACAACUUUGACGCUAUGGCGGAUAGCGCUACUAUGUUCCCUCAAGGCGGAAUGCCUCCUGUAUCCGGCAAGCUGGGCGCGUCGCACAUCGACGCCCACAUCCCUAUUCUGUCCGGGCACCUCAUCGAUAUUCAAAUGCCGACCGCAGACGCUGCUCUCUUCAAGGCCAUGAUCGAUUAUCAAUGGGCUCUCAUUUGUGUGGCGGCUCUUUCCGGCGCUGCUGAAGCACCUGAGCUACUGCCUGACCACCCGGGCUGGGGUGAUCCAGACCUAAGAACUGCAGAGUGGGUUGAAGCGCAGGAGGAGUUUGCCACAGUGCCCCCAGAACCACCAGCCCCCGAGCAACAAGAGACCCUCAUGGGGCCUGAAGAGAAACAAGAGGACCUACCUCUCAGCUUUACUACAAACUUGCCCUUCCCCCAUCAAGCUCCCGGUUCGAAGGUGCUAAGUACCGAUACAUCUCCCACUAAGUUGAGUCAGAGAACUGAGCAAGCUCCCGCCCAGGGGCAAGCACCCAAGCGAAGCCGUCUUACUGAGAACAUGCCUCCGGAUGCUUCUCGCCGUGGUUGA
Molecule: messenger RNA, 1566 nt
Organism: Ilyonectria robusta
Lineage: Eukaryota; Fungi; Ascomycota; Sordariomycetes; Hypocreales; Nectriaceae
Exons: 2
Coding region: 1-1566 (521 amino acids)
Source: RefSeq, a predicted model, not a curated record